This is a messenger RNA of Rana temporaria (common frog), 1518 nucleotides long. RefSeq names its product aflatoxin B1 aldehyde reductase member 2-like. The coding region runs from base 23 to 1090 and encodes 355 amino acids. The record is from RefSeq and is a predicted model, not a curated record. Lineage: Eukaryota; Metazoa; Chordata; Amphibia; Anura; Ranidae. The transcript is spliced from 7 exons.
UUGACAUAUAACGGGCCGGCGCAUGCGCGCACCCGCCAUGCUGUCACUCUCCCGGACUGUCCCGCGGCUCCUCGCUUCUCCUCUCCAGCAGUACCGGACCGUCAUGUCCCGUUCCCCGCCCCCUCCGGGGCUCCCGCGCACCGUGCUCGGCACUAUGGAGUUCGGGCGGCGGAUGGACGCGCAGCAGAGCGGGGACGCGGUGCGCGAGUUCCUGAGGCGCGGGCACGACGAGCUGGACACCGCUCACAUGUACGCGGACGGGGAGACCGAGAGAGUGCUGGGGGGGCUGGGCCUGAGCGCCGGAGUGAAAUUGGCUACAAAGGCGAAUCCCUGGGAGGGGAAGACGCUGGGGGCGGAGAGCGUGCGCCAGCAACUGGAGACCUCCCUCCAGAGACUGCGGACCCCCAGCGUCCACCUCUUCUACCUCCACGCCCCGGACCACCAGACCCCGGUGGAGGAGACCCUGGCGGCCUGCCAGCAGCUGUACCAGGAGGGCAAAUUCAAAGAGCUGGGCCUUUCCAAUUUCGCCUCCUGGGAGGUGAUGGAGGUGUACUGCAUUUGUAAGAAGAAUAACUGGGUGCUGCCGACCGUCUACCAGGGUAUGUACAACGCCACCACGCGCCAAAUAGAGACGGAGCUGCUCCCAUGCUUGCGCCAGCUCGGAAUCCGGUUCUACGCAUACAACCCGCUAGCAGGGGGGCUUCUGACCGGGAAGUACCAGUAUGAAGACCAGGACAAGACGCAGGAAGCGUCCAGAUUUUUCGGGAACAGCUGGGCAGAAACUUACCGGAAUAGGUAUUGGAAGAAGCAUCACUUCGAAGCCAUCGAUUUGGUUCGCCGAUCUCUGGAAGAGAUGUACAGCGCCGAUGUCAGGCCGAGUCUGACCGCAGCCGCACUACGCUGGAUGUACCACCACUCCAAGUUGCAGGGAAGUCGGGGUGACGCGGUGAUCUUGGGGAUGUCCAGCACGGAGCAGCUGUUGAAUAACUUGUCCGGAGCGGAGGGAGGCCCUCUGCUGUCCCCGGUGGUCGCUGCGUUCAACGACGCCUGGAACCUGGUCGCCCACGACUGUCCCAACUACUUCCGCUAGAAGGAAAUCGCUGACUGUCGCAGCGAUUUAUUGCCUUAAUUCCCGCCAUGCCGCUGAUUUAAAGCAGAACUCUAGACAAAAUAAUAAUACGUUUUUACCUGAUUCACACUGAAGGGGGGGGGGGGUGCCAGUGUCAUGAGAAGGUCAAAGUGUGCCCCUCCCAUGAGCUGUGCACUACUUCAGCAGCAAAGGUUGCAGGUCUUCUCUUUUUAGCACCCCCCCCCUCCCCGUGUGACUUCAAUUCUAACAGUACGAUAAAAUGAGCGGGCGCUGCAAUGCUGUUCUGCUGCUCCUAGUGCCUGAAACAUGUUAAAUAUCCGCUCUAUGCAGCUGAUUGACUGUGUAGACACGCCCCUCCAACAGCCUGAUUUCUUGUGUGCUGGGUGACUAGACAGGGCCGUCUUUAAUAAUGAUUGGACCCUGGGGGC